This is a messenger RNA of Durotheca rogersii, 1320 nucleotides long. RefSeq names its product cyclin-domain-containing protein. The transcript has a single exon. Gene Ontology annotation, biological process: regulation of cyclin-dependent protein serine/threonine kinase activity. Gene Ontology annotation, molecular function: protein kinase binding; cyclin-dependent protein serine/threonine kinase regulator activity. Bases 168 to 1217 code for a protein of 349 amino acids. Gene Ontology annotation, cellular component: nucleus; cyclin-dependent protein kinase holoenzyme complex. NCBI's taxonomy places the organism in Eukaryota, Fungi, Ascomycota, Sordariomycetes, Xylariales, Xylariaceae. The record is from RefSeq and is a predicted model, not a curated record.
CCAGAUUUUGUUGGCCACCGGCGGCAAGGCGAUCGAAACCGGGGCAGACGCUGUGUUUUGCGAGACGAGCGCUCCGUUGCACCUCUCUAGGUGUCAUUUCUAUCGAUCCGCUCUUCUCUUAGACUCGGAAAAUUUUUGGGGGGAGGGAACCACAGGCGAUCAGGUCUAUGGCGGACAACCCCGAUGGAUCGGGCGCUCAGGCGUCGCAAGCGACCGAGAAGGAGGGAGACGGCACAAGUCCAACCUCGCCCCCUCCGCCCCCCAAUCCUUCGGCGGACCCGCGACUGGCUUCGCAAGCCCGAACGCCGCCUCCGCUCCACUCCGCUCCCAGUCCGUCCUCCCACGACCUCUUCAAGUUGACGCCGAUCGCUGCCCUCAAAUUACUAGGCGCCGGUAUCGAAGCUCUCGUGCGAGCGACGGGAGACAUCCCCCCGACACCUCCCCCAACGAGCCCCACCAUUCCCAACAUACGCGAUAUACAGAGGGAGAAGGCGGAGAUCGUCCGGUCCCAUUCCGAAAAGAAUCUGGCCCGCCUGCGAGAGCAGGCUCAGGCUCAAGCGCAGGCUCAAGCGCAGGCUCAAGCGCAGGCGCAGGCGCAGGCGCAGGCCGAGACUCGGGCUGCAUCCAACCAGCCCAUCGACGGAGUUCGCCUCCGACAAACCCCACUAUCGCGCGGGACCCCAGAGCCUUACAUAGUCAUCGGCGCCAACUCGCAACCGCUCAACCUGCAGCAUAGUGCCAUCACGCGCAAGUUCUUCAGCAAAGCGCCUCCGCGGAUUAGCAUCGAAGACUACCUCCUCCGCAUACACCGGUUUUGCCCCAUGUCGACCGCGGUAUACCUCGCUACGUCGUACUAUAUAUUCAAGCUCGCCGUCGUAGAACGAGCGAUACCAGUGACGCGGCGGAACUGCCACCGUCUGUUGCUGGCCGGCUUGAGGGUGGCGAUGAAGGCGCUCGAGGAUCUAAGUUAUCCCCACGCCAAGAUUGCGCGGGUCGGCGGCGUGAGCGAGGUCGAACUGGCGAGACUGGAGAUCAGCUUCUGCUUCCUAACCGGAUUCGAAUUGGUCAUUGGGGAGGACGCUCUGCGCAGCCAUUGGGAGGACUUGAGGCAAGGCAAUAGCCUCGCCGGCUUUAGCGGCAUAUCAGGGGACGAGGAGAUACCGACGUUGGAUCUAGGUGCUUCGGCGAGGGAACCAACACAGGUCGGAUCGGCAUGACGGCUUUCUACGGCGGUCUAACGAGAGAAAUAUUGAUGCAAGAGGCGAGGUUGCGAGGUUGUUGGGUAUAAAUCGAACUGCCGGGGAGGCUUGGAAGAGUACA